Molecule: messenger RNA, 13618 nt
Organism: Haplochromis burtoni (Burton's mouthbrooder)
Lineage: Eukaryota; Metazoa; Chordata; Actinopteri; Cichliformes; Cichlidae
Product: disks large-associated protein 2
Exons: 13
Coding region: 2637-5714 (1025 amino acids)
Biological process (GO): signaling
Cellular component (GO): postsynaptic specialization; glutamatergic synapse
Molecular function (GO): molecular adaptor activity
Source: RefSeq, a predicted model, not a curated record
AAUACUUGAAAAAUGAUCAGGUAUGUGUUAAUCAUCUUCUCAAAUAGUCCUUUUACAUUACAAAUGAGCUGACAGCGGAGUUUCAGCACAGCCACACGUCAGAGAUUAUCUGCGAGUUAAUCAUGUGUAGGAUCUUGCUGUGAUGUUACAGGCUUUGUCAGCACAAAAGCUUGUGAUGAAGGGAGUACAGAUUCGAGGACAUCUCUGCCUCCGUUUGAUGUGCAUAACUUAAAGAACUGUUAAAGGAUUUAAAACAUUUUUUGUUUCGUCUUUUUCUUCCUUUAUCAGCCACCUGCAGAACUGGCUCUUGAUCAUGCCUUGGUCAUCAUUUUUUCAAGGUUGAGGCAGACUGUUAAUGACUGUGCGCACCACAUCGUUUUAAGGAAUGUAAAGCAAGCAAGGGACGCAUCGUGGGCAGUGAUGCUGUUUAUGACUUCUGGUCAGACAAAGAGCUCGUGCUUUAAAAAUGAGCAUGUUGAACAUUUAACGUGUCUCUUUUAGUUCUGUGAGUCAGAACGGGAUUAAACCACUAGGUGGGACUGUUUACUUUGAUAAAAUGCCCGACUACUGCUUUGACAUGACUGCUGGUGUAUUUCAACCGUCCAUUCCCACAAUCCAGUGCAGACAGUGAGUGUUUUCUGUGUAAGCGUAAUCUCAUAUGCAUGAGUAAAUUUGUUAGUGCAAAUGUGUUACUGUGUCUCUCUUUUAUAAGUCGUCUACAAGCUGUAAUAAUCAUUUAACUAAAGCAGCAGUUCCUUACAGUUGGGGUGAAAUCACCACAGGAAAAAGUGUUUGCUUCUAAAAGCAUUAAACUUAUGACUUUAUCAACCUGAUGAAUGAAGUUUUAUGGCUUUUGCUGGUUUGCAGCAUUAACCUCGGGGGUAAAAGCUAAAAGUUUGGGGUCCGUUAUAAUGCAGGGAACAUUCCUCGUUAGAUUUACUUUCAUAUUGCUCAGUUUGUUUCAUCUAAGGGUUCCCUGUAAUUGUAGCUAAUUUAGGUCUUUGUGUACGCACUGAUUUGGCAAACACUAAUCUGUUUCAAUUUGAUUUUAUGAAUAAAACCACAGGUUUCGUAACUUGAGCGUGUUGGAAUACUUAACAUCUAACAUUUCUAAAUAUACUGUAAUAAGCAUGUGGCCAGAUUCAGCCUUGUUUGAGUUGCUGUCAGUCUGCACACACAUGGAAAACUUUUUAUCACAGCAUUUUUGAUUGAGCUCAUAAUUAGGGUUUUACAUCUUUGUGUAUUAAGCUUGCCUUUUUUUCUAUCUGCACUGCUGCUUACAUGUAAUUUUUCAUAUGCAUUGUGCGAUCAUGUUUAUCUUGAGCGGCAGUUGGGCCUAAAAUCAAGCUCAUCCUUCCUCAGUCUGGAUUUAUUCAUCUCUAAGAUUGCCUCUCAACCUUUGAAGCUACACUGUGCUGUAGGACAGAGAAAAGGCUGGCGAAGGAGGGAGGACGUGAGGGGAAUGUGAGGGCGGCUGAACUUGGAGACGAAGUGCUCUGCUGGUUUUCAGAAUGUGCAGCUUCAGUUCGGAACAGAGGUGAAGUCAGGACUUUGAAAUGUGUGAGGCUGAGGUAAUUUGGUCGGAGCUGGUGUCGCGUUGGCCUGAAGUGAAACCUUUAGUUUUGGCGUGUACCUCUCUGCAGCCUGUUCGCUUCCCUCUAACUUUCUCAAUGGAGGGGAUGCCAACUGAACACCUGCACAUGGCAUGAGAAACGUGUCUGAUCUUCAUGACGUAUGCAGGGCCCCGGCAAGACCAGGAAACGACUCCCUCCUUUUUGGUCGGAAGAGUGAUGUCAUCGCAGGGAGAGCGUGAGGUUGGCUGCGGCUUUAUUGAGCUUGGCAUUUUAUUACCAAGAGUACCAGACGUGUGACCACAUGCACCAGUCCAUGCGGGGACACAGACCUGGGAAGCUGAGAGCUUGAUAUCAUGGCAUUUGUGAACCGAUAUAAAGCCCUUUCAGAGGGAAAAGGAGAGUGAAGCAAAACCAUAAAACAGAGAAACGCAGACAGAUACCCAGAGGGGAAGAGGGACAGCAUGAGUGUGAAUGCUGAUGGGGAUAGCAACGCGUGGAGCAACAGAGCUGCAGAAUCCUGAAUCCAGCAGAUGGAGACUCCGUGUCCUUGUUUUGUGGUGAUCUGUGGAAGCAACAUGCAGCUCGCGCCUCUGCCUCGCACUGCUGCAGUGGAGGAGUAAAUGCGGAGCCCAGCACUGCUCCAGGUGAUCCACAGCAGCCCAGCCCGGCAGACUGCUCCCUCCUCAGCCUUCCCUCUCCUCCUCCUUUUCCUCCUUCUCCUUUUCCACCUCCUCAUCCUCUUCCUCCUCCACCACCUCCUCUUUUUCCUCCUCCUCCUCCUCUUCUUCCUCCUAUGUCACUGCUCCAUUCCUCUGAGGGCUUUGGAAAGAGAUAAGAAAGGAUCAGAAAAGCAGAGGAGAAAUCCUGCUGUCCCCCCCUCUGUUCUCAGAUGUGACACACCUCUGCCCGACUGUCCGCCGCUUCCCUGUCAUCGUGUGAAGACGCGCCGCAUAUGUGCUCAAAUGUCUCCGGAACAUAGACUCACUACUAGACCAGAAGACUUCAUCUUGGUCUCUGUCUCGAAAGUUCAAUGAAGGCAGACGCCUCCCUCCAUCCAGGAACAUGAAGGGCUUAUCGGGCAGCCGCUCCCAACAUCAGAUUCCUCUACCCCACGGCUUGGACUAUGAUCCCCACGUCCAUGACAUCCACACUCACCAUGGCGCUGACUCCCGCCACCCAUCCUACCUGCUCAGCCCCACAGAGAGCUGCCCUAUGGACUUCCACCACCGCUACUCACCACGCAGCUCCAUCCACUCCGACUGCAUGAUGAUGUCCCCUGUCAUGAUGCCCCCAGCUGCUGCAUCUGACCACAUCUCCAGUAGCACCUUCCCCAGAAUGCACUACAGCUCUCAGUAUUAUGACUCAGCCACACGGGACGACUGCGCUGCCAUCACAGCCUCCGCCACAUCCCCAGCUGUUGCGGCUGCAGCAGCUGCAGCAGCUGCCUCUUCCCACCAUGCUGGCACCAAGAGCAACCGCCUUCCUGCUAAUCUCCUGGACCAGUUUGAGAAACAACUGCCACUGCACCGUGACGGCUUCCACACUCUACAAUACCAGCGCACCUCCACCACCACCGAGCAACGCAGUGAGAGUCCCGGCCGCAUUCGACACCUUGUUCAUUCAGUCCAAAAGCUCUUCACCAAGUCCCACUCCCUGGAGGGAUCGUCCAAGAUGAAUGGCACAAAAGGUGACAUUGUAGGAGGGGGUUAUCACCAUCAUGGCCACCACUCCACAAAACACGGUAGCAAGAGGAGCAAGAGCAAAGAACGUAAGCACCGCUCUGGUGGCUGGUGGAGCUCAGAUGACAACCUGGAUAGUGACAGCACCUAUCGCACACCCAGUGUCAUGUCACGGCACCAUGGGGAACAUGUCGGCCACUACCACCCAGAUUCCAUGCACAGCCACCACUUUGGAGACUUGUCACUCAAGACCUCAAAGAGUAACAAUGACGUCAAGUGCUCAGCGUGUGAGAGUAUGGCCAUGGGACCCGAGGGCAAGUUCAUGAAGAGGAGCUCCUGGUCGACUCUAACAGUCAGCCAGGCCAAAGAGGCCUACAGGAAGUCAUCGCUUAAUUUAGAGAAACCCAUGAUGUACACGGACCUCAAGUCAUCGCGGACAUGUCAUUACCUGCAGGUGCCCCAAGAUGAGUGGAGUGGAUACCCAGGUGAGAAGGAUGACGAGAUCCCAUGUCGGCGGAUGCGAAGCAGUAGCUAUGUUAAAGCAAUGGGAGAGGUGGAUGAUGAAAGUGGGGACUCUGACACCAGCCCUAAGACCUCUCCACAAAAGACCAUUCGGUCAGAUGCUCUUGUCCUCAAAUCAGCCAUGCAGAGACCCCAUUUAGACUCCCACAGCCAGGGCUACCACUUGCAAACCACAAGAGAUAUACAGCCCCACCCUAGUGUCACGCUGGACCCCGCCACCUUUCAUCCCCCGCCCUUCCGCUCUCGCAACCAGAGCUACAUGCGCGCCGUCAGCACCCUCAGUCAGGCUAGCUGCGUCAGCCAGGUGAGUGAGACUGAGAUCAAUGGCCAGUUUGAGUCAGUUUGCGAGUCCGUUUUUAGUGAAGUAGAAUCCCAGGCCAUGGAGGCCUUGGACCUGCCUGGUUCGUUCCGCACUCGAAGCCACAGUUACCUCCGUGCAAUUCAGGCUGGUUAUUCCCAAGAUGACGACUGCUUGCCUUCAAUGACAUCCUCCACUGUCACUUCAACUCUCAGAUCCACAACAGGCCUCCGUAGCUUAGCUGGGGGGCGUAGAGAGUACGGUAGGUCUGGGAUUCAGUUUCGUCUCCCUACUUCCUGCAGCGUGGAUCGUGCUCAGCCACCUCCAGCGGUAUCAUAUCCUCCCAGUUACAAGAAGACUCCACCUCCUGUGCCCCCGCGCACCACCACCAAGCCUCUUAUCUCUGUAACAGCCCAGAGCAGUACAGAGUCCACCCAAGAUGCCUACCAUGAGGGCAGGCAUCCACGGGGUGGUCUGUGGACCACAGACAGUCUCGGCCGUCCCAUCUACAGCUCCAUGGACAGCCUGGACAGCACCAAGGCGGUUACCAUGGCCAUGGAGUCAGCAGCAAGCAAGAGGCAUGCGUCGUUAGGCAGCCACACCUCGGUCCAGACAUGCGACAAAGCAGUGCUGGUGUCCAAGGCUGAGGAGUACCUCAAAACCCCACGUUCCUCUAUUGGGAUACAGGUGGAAACUGUGACAGACUCUGAGACUGACACUAAAGGCCUUCCUCAGUUCCAUUCUAUAGGGAUCCAGGUGGAGGAUAAAAAACGGCAUGGGAGGUUCAAGCGCUCCAACAGUGUGACCACUGCAGUGCAAGCAGACAUGGAGUUGGAGGGAUUUCCCUCCAUGGAGGAUAAAGGUUUGCAGUUCGGUGGUGCCUUCGGCCGCCACUCUGAGCCCAGCACGCCAACACAGUAUGGAGCGAUCCGUACAGUGCGCACACAGGGCCUUUUCAGUUACAGGGAGGACUACCGGCCUUCCAGUGGGCCACCCAGCCCGCAGCCUGAACCCUGGCUGGUUGAACCCAGCCUGGAGAGCACCGACACAGGCCGAGUAACCCCCCUCCGCAGGGAUGGCAGCUGGUUUAUGCAGCUCCUUCACAACGAGACCAAGCGGUUGGAGGCAUGGUGCAAAGAGAUGGAGGCAGAGGCAGAGGAGCAUGACCUGUCAGAGGAGAUCCUAGGAAAAAUCCGAAGUGCAGUUGGGAGUGCUCAGUUAUUAAUGUCUCAAAAGUUUCAGCAGUUUUACUGGCUAUGCCAGCAGAAUCUGGACCCCAGUGCCAUGCCCAGACCCACAUCUCAGGACCUGGCUGGAUUCUGGGACCUUUUGCAACUUUCCAUCGAUGACGUCACUGCCAAGUUUGAUGAGCUGCAGCAGAUCAAGAGCAACCAGUGGCAGCUGGUGGAGAGCCCAGAGAAGAAGGAGCGGAAGUGGCCACCCCCUCUGCCAAAAAGGUCAGUCAAGGGGCGUGGUGGUGUGAUGCGGGAACGCUCUCUGGACCUUCAGGACCGCCAGCGACAGGAAGCCCGCAGACGCCUCAUGGCUGCCAAAAGAGCAGCUUCUUUCAGACAGAACUCGGCCACAGAGAGGGCAGACAGCAUCGAGAUCUACAUCCCUGAAGCCCAGACGCGGCUUUGAGGUCCACGGAUUCAUCCUCAGCUCCCCUCGUGCACCUCCACUCGACACCAGCACGUGGCGCCACAUUCAGCCCCCUUGUGCUGUCAACUAUUGUUGCUGCUCAUUCAUGUUUCCAUCUGUUGUAAUACCCUGGGUUGUCUCUACUGAAUCUACACUAAGCAAAUAUUUCACCUGUAGAAACCAAAAGUGUCUCCAGAACAGUAAAAACUGGACAACAGAUCAUUUCCCUCUUGUUUUUUUGGUCAUUUGUUUGGCUAAUGAUGAUCUUGGGCCAGCUGAAUUGGUGAUGAUAGUAUGGUGUUUAUGCACGGAUGUGGAUAUUUAAAAUAAGAACAACAACAGCAAAAAAAAAAAUUAAAAUCAGUUACAUUUCUGCCACUUGGAGCGGCUAAAACAGAAAUUUGCUUAGUGUAGUUUUAAGACCACAGGGGAUUUUUUUUUUUCGCCCCCACGAGUUCUGCACCAUGACGAUUAGUUUAUAAAGCCUAAAACGAACAUUCAUCCUUACUGCAUCACAUCACUGUUUUUUUUUAUUUUCCACACCAGCAUUUCCUUAUACCUCUUUUCCACUUAUACAGUGCCAGUGCCAGUUCUGCCUCGGUGCCUUUUGAGAACCAGCCCACAUUUUGACAGGUCUGAAAAAACGGCCACUACAUCAUAGAAGUCACAGCAACAGAAAAGCCUUUGUGGACAGAUACGCAUAUGCAUAUGCCAAUUAUUGGUGGAUUUAAUGCAGUAGCCCCCUCCCAUAGCCACCGAUGGUUCCAGCUUUGGGAUAGGCAAUUUUACGGCACCUCUGCUUCUUUGGAAAUGGACGGAACCAGCUGAAGAUUAGGCAGCUGGACUGGGCGGGUGGAAAAGGGGUACUAGACUUUUCCAUCGUUCCCAUUCUUGCACUGUGUUGAGGGUGAUGUUAUACAGCACUUGCCACAUUUAAAAGAAAACACAAAAGUGCAACUUUUUUCUCACCAGCAACAGUGGUCUUGGGCUAAAGCAACCUGUGCGGGGGUGGUUUCCCAUAAUGAUGUCACUUAGCGCGAUUGACGAGCCUCUGAAAAUCUGUAACUGCUGAAAGAAAUGCAGGGGAAGUCGUUUCUUCAACGCUUCCCAUCAAAUUUGAAGUCGGAAUAGAUGGAGAGUAACAAAAGUUUUGAUAGGGUGUUUGGGACCCUUCAUAUCGAUCCAACAAUACUUUUCCAUGUUUAAUCAGGCAUGCUGCAGCUGCUGCCCAGUGUUGCUGACUGAGAUCUAAAAAUAUGACUAAAACUCCAUCAUUUCCACAUCCAUUCAUGUUCAUCAAGACUAGACAAUUCUACGACAUGUAGGUUAUUUGCUGCUGGAUGCAUUUCCAUUGCAGAAAAAAUAUGAAUUAUUAACAAAACAGAGUUUUACAUGGCCCGAAAGAGGUGACUGUAUCAAAAAAAAAAAAUGCAUUUUGCACCUUAUAAUAUACAUGUUUGUAUUUCCAAGGGAAAUGUAGUUUAUGAAGCUCAUGCGAUAUUGUUGCAGUUGAAUUGCAAGGACAGAUAUGGAAAAUUUACUACAGAAUUUCAUACAGUAUUACUAUAUAGGUCAUAGAAAUUGCACCUUUUUGUCAUAUUGUUUCUUUUUUUUCUUCUUAAUGGCAUUACUGCCAUCGCAUAAGGAAAUAUUGUAAUUCUAACACUUUUACUUCUACUUGCAGUAUCUAUCAUAUGACCAACGUCACAAUCUACAGUAAACAUUUAGUAUUUCUAGUUAAACCUGUUGUUGGUUGAUUUGACAAUGUAUCUGUCCUAAUGACUAAAAGGUGUUCUUUAGCUAACAAACCAUUUCUCAUAACUCACUGCAUCUGACCUUUUUACCAAGUGGCGCAUAAUGAAAGCCCUUCUGUUCUUAUUUUGAUCUGCUCACAUAGUCUAGGAAAGACAGGUGCAAAUGACACUUUAACAAUAUUCAGUUACUAUAGUAAAUGGUGCUGCUUUUUACUCUAAAACUGUUGUCCUUUACCCAGUCCUAUGUGCACGCACACACACACACACUCAAGGACUUUUUAAACAGAGAUUUAUUAAUAUGGUGCCCACCGUCUCUCCGAUGACUUGUGGUAGAUUGUGACUUUAGAAACGAUCAUCUUUGCAAUGCUCUUGCCCUCAGUGAUGUAAAUGUGGAGAAGGUACGAUGGCUUAACUUCCUUUCGAAACUGCAAAGAGGUCAGGGAUAUCUGUUUAUCGCAUGGGAGAGAUUACAGGCUUUGACAUUCCACCAACCUCAAGCUAAAAUCUAAUACCGUAUGCCCGCCUUGAGCCAAGGGCAUACUGCUAUAGCUGAAAGUACAUAAUAAUACGCGUCCAUAUUUUAUACUCCCUGACACCUGCGAUGCAAGCCCAUUCAUCCUCAUUUGCCAAUCUGAACCCCAACUAAUGAAUACGAAUGUUGUUAUGGCCACAGGAAUGGCACUCAGUAGGGGAGAGCAGUCUGUGUACCAUCAGUACUUCUGGGAGGCAGUGAAACAUGCUUGUUGUGAGGGAUCGUGGGUGUACAUCAGUGCUAGAAGACCCUACCUUACCAGAUGGCCUUAACCAAAACAGUCGUGAAUGUACAGCCUCCGAUGAUGCAAAAAAUAAAUAAAUAAAUAUAAAACUAAGAUGAAAUUCUAACUAAAUUGGACAGGGCUGAAGUCACUCUCAAACCUUUUACUUUUUUAUUGUAUAUUUGCUCAUCUCAAAUCGUUUUUUUUUUUCUACUUAAUGUGACUGAUUUAAAGACGAAACAGGGUGUGAUAAAAUAACAGGAGACACAGAGAGAAUUACAUCCUCCUAUGCUUUUAUCAAAUUUGCGAUAUCACAAAUGUAGUUCACAGUUAUUCCAGAAGUGUGAAGUAUUGCUGAAAGAAAAGCGCACACUUAUCUGUGAAAACUGAAAUCGUAGUAGAGCCACUUCACACAUGAAUGAAUAUUAUAAAUUAAGUAAAAUAGGAUUUAAUGAAAGCAGGAUGUUUAAAGUAGGCAGAUUUAUAUAGAAAGUAACUGUUUCGCAUUUAAACUGAGUAAUAAAGGUAAUCUGCCAUCUAGCUCCUUGUUAUCCACAUUUGAGUUCAGUGAUUUAGUUGAUCUAAAUGCAUAUAUAUCCCUGCAGGCUGUGUGUCCCACUGUAGAACAAAGAAGAAGGUACAGUAAUUUCAUCCAAAAGACGACAAGGACGGCUUUAAUUUCCGAGGAAUCAAUACAAUUUACAGCCAAUAAUAACACACGGCUUUUAGUGUAUUGCAAGAGGGAGGAUCCAGUACGUCCUGACUGGUCAGAUUUAUUUUCCCCUUUUCAAAGAGGAAAUCGUUUUUUCAUUCAUAUCCAUUUAUUUGGGGCUUUUCUUUUUUAAUUCAUACCGUUCUGUAGUGUUUUUGUUUUGGGUUUUUUGGGGGGUUUUCAGAGCAGUUGGUUGGUGGAAAGGUGUGGUCUGUCUUUAAUUUAUUGAUGCUAUACAGGCUGCAGUUUUCAUCCAGCCCGUAUUAUCACACAGAAACCUUUUCUUUAGCCUCCUUGCUUGGGUUGCAUUUGAACAUUUUGUCCAUUUUUCACAUAAUAUUACAAUUUACUACUUUAUAAUCAUUCAUACAAUUUACCAUCUUAGCGUUCAUUGCCGUAUGCAUAUAAUACACGGUUAAGCGCUUCAAUGAGCACGUAUAUUCUCAAUUAUUACCCCCAAAUCUAAGAACUGUGGUGAUUUUGUUCAUCACUCUUCAUUUAUUUCGUCUUGGGGGGGCUGUCUCCAUUUCCAUCCUUUAAUAUCAUUUCCCUAGCAUCUUCACUCAGUUUUGGUCUGUAGGUUUGGUCUGUUGGUUUAGAAAUAUGAAAGUCCUCAUUUAUUUCACUGGUUCCUCCCUAAGUUGCGCCCUUGGAAUGAUUGGCGACCGUUUCUCUGAAUUAUGACAACCGUUGAUGGGCUAUUUUAACAAUCCAGCUGCUCUUCCACCUGACUGAAAGUCAUGCAAAUCAAGUCUACUUCCCACAGACUGAAUACUGUGAUACCAUCUUAUGUAGUACUUGAUGAUAUUUAAAGAACUACCUAUUGAAAAGAAGCUUUUUUAUUUUUAUUUGUUGUCCUUUUGUAGCUUUGAGUUACUGUUGCUUGCAGGCUUUUCAACCAGUAAGCUUGAGUAAAAUCUACAAAAUGACUUUGACGCUUUCUGAACUCGCCACCUUAAAAGAAUGGCUUAAAAAAAUAAACAGGAUUCAGAGUAACGGCCACACGGCAUGAAUGGGAGGGAUGUUUUUGCACCAACUGCAUGUCAGGAAGGCUAACGUCAGAAACAAAGAUGUCCUCAAGAGUCGCAGGGAUGCUAAUAUAAUAUAUUGUAAGUGACAAUAACGGCACACAUGGUCAAAAAUUUAGCUAAAGUGUGUGCUAUUGUGGAAUAAUGCAGGGCUAUUGUGUAAACAUGGUACCAUUUACCCUUCAUUUGCAUACCAUUUCCAAUGAAACACAUAAUAUUUGUCUUUCACGUCUCCCAGUUUUUCCCAUCAUGCUAUGAGGGGCUUAGAAGUCUGGCAACUAUGUAUAUGACAAAUCCUCAGGUGCCUUAAAGUUUGAUUCACAUAGGACUGAGUGAAUGUUUUUGGGUUGAAGUAUGGAAAAAAAGACUGCAACCUGCAAAGGACUGCACCACUAAGAGUGCAAGUUUGUCUGAAAUACCUUUACAAGGGCUGGAUACCGGGCUGGGUCGGGCUGCAGAAUUUCAAAUGGAUUUACAUUUAUAUUUGACUGAUUUAGAGGUCCUAUUGUAAUAAACUUCAGCACAAUACAGUCUAGAGGGUAUCAAAGGAGGAUUUGCUAUUUUGUUUUCCACAUUUUCUUUGACAAAGAUUCAUAGUGACUCGUUUUUAUGACAUGAGAUGAAAAACACACACAAAUUGCAGAGAACCAGUGGAUAUGACAGUGUAAAUGCUACACGUCAGAGUGUAUGUCACAUCCAUUUCUGCUAAUCAUAAAAGAUUACUUAUUUAAUAAGGUCUUUCUUUUAAUUCCUCCUAGCUGUGAUAUUGUAAUCUUGGGAUGUUUCUGCCAUUCUUGGCAUUUACGUCUACAGAAUCGGGAGACUGACAAAACUUGACCAGCCAAAAAAAUAAAAAGGGCAAUAGUGUUUUCAUACAAUGACAGGCAGGCUCACCUACAGCUAUUUACCUCAUGGUUUAGUGUUUUAGCAAACAUGGUUUUAGUAGGAGUAGUUGUGAUCUCCACAGGAACACUUUGUCACGCCUGUGUACUAUGCAGCAGUAUUUCUGUGGGGCGGCAGAGCUUGCAGGCCCUGGUGCAGAUCAUCUUUCCUUCGCAGAGAGCCGAAAGCACCACGUUCAUUGAGCUGUGCACCGCAGGAGCUAAAACACCACGCUGUCAUCGCCAUCCAGAUCCUUUACAGCUCACUCCUCAUGACUCAGUUAAGGAUUUCUUUUAUGCUGAUUUCAAAAUAAUAUAGUGUAAACAGAAAGUCGACUAACUUUCAGCAACGUUCUAAAAAAAAGAUUCACGUGAAUGUGACGAGUCAGAGUUACUUUGCCGGGGUCACGUUUCCCUGUUUAGUCGCUAUUCAAGAUAGCUGUUAUGCUUUACAGCGUCCAUAUUUUAGCCUGACAUCAUAUAACAGCUGUCCUGAAGUUAAACCUCAGAGAAGUCUGUAUAGGUGCUGAAUCAACCAACGCUUCUCCUUGUACUUUUAUUUUUCCUGAAUUUGCUUUUUUUAUUUACUUUUUUUUUUGGUUGUUGUUUUAUUCUGACAAUCAGCAAACACCAAAAGCAUCAAAAUGCACACACGCAUACACACUACAACAGCAGUGUCAUUGUAUAUCCUCAAGAUAGCGCCCUGAGUUGCCCUUCUUCAUAUCUUGGGGAUCUUUAAAGUCUCUUUGGACUCCAUUUAAAAUAUCGUUCAAUUUUUCUUUUCUCCUUGUUUCCGAUACAGUUGCACUGCAAAGAUGUCUUUCUAUUGCUUGCUCUCUCUUCUCGUAAAACCACGUGACUUUCGAUGACAUCAGAGCGUCGCCCUGUUGUCGCAAGCCAAACAACCGUCGAGUCACUGUUGAGCACGUUUCACGUCAUGCUCCCACGUGUGAGAGUGUGUCUGCUCUUCAAGCAAUAAGCCUUAUUUAAAUAUUAGGGAUAACUUUUCAUUAUCUUCUUUAGAUUUUUUGACACAUCUGUGGGAAGUCGUAGGGGUUUUGGUUCAGCAGCAACCGGCCUGACACUGAGGAAAUACACUUUAAUGUAGAAAAGUUGACCUUACCACUUUCAUUCGUGUCUCCUUUGAAGAUGCAAGCAGUUGCUUAGCUUGACCACAUAGACUCGAAACAGGGGAAAGAAUCUGUGCAUGUGAAAAAAUAGACUAAAACAUCAAACUACAAAUAUUUGCUAUGUUGGUUUGGAAUAUGACAAGAUGUCUUUAGGGGUGCUUGCAUUAAGAUUUUAUGACCUUUAGAGAGACACGGAUUGUCUGUUCCCCACAGUCUUUAUGCUAAGAUAAGCUAUCUGCUACCUUCAUGCUACCUAUCUGCAACGGCAACGAAAUAGCUAAAAUUGAUUCAUUCAGAGAUCACUCAGAACAUUGAUUUAAAUCCAAAGUGAUAUAGGUGCUCAACAACCUUGCAUUUAUAUAAGAGCAGAAUCAGAAUGCAACCAGGGGAGUCGAGUUAACUCAGUGGUGUAGACUGACCUUUUAUCUCUGUAUUUAGAAAUUUCACAUCAAUUGUUUGCAAACCCUCCCCAAUCCAUCUGACAAUCAGUCUGAGUCAAAUUGCAGCUGUUUGGAGACUGGCUGCCUCCCGCCAGGCAAUCACCUUGCGGUCAGUUGUGAGUAAGAGUGCAACUUCUUGUAGUCAAUCUCCAAAUACAAAAAAAGAAUCAACGCAAUCAGUGAGAAAACUAGGAGGAUGUCGUCCUGUUUUCCUCUAUAGUGACUGAGCUGUUCUACAAACUUGAGAGUGGUACCGCGCUUUUCAUCAAACUCUCUUAAACAGUCUAAUAAUGAAUGUCUAAGGCAGCCUUAAAGGUUACGUAUUUCCUCUUAUGUCAUUCAGGUUGUUUUUAUUGCUCAUUUCAGUGUAACCUCAGUGCCCAUCUGUAUUAUGGGUAUGAGUCAUAAUAAAUCAUCUGAUCAGCUCUAAAUAUAGACACUUUCAAAUUUGUACAUUGUCCUAAUAGGGUUUUGUUUUGUUGAGUUUCUUUACAUUUAUGUUGUUUGUUUCUUUCUUUUUUUAGUGUCUCAUGUUUUAUGAGGAGAGAGAACAGUCACUUUUGUUUGCCUUUGGUGGAGAAAUGUCUUGUAUUGUGGCUGUGGGUAGAAAACAUUUAAAAAAAAAGGCCUCUCAUGGGUUUUUGGAAAGUGACAUGAGAAAAAUUUCAUAGCAUAAAAAGGUUUGUGGUUAGCUUAAAACUAUUUUGAAAUUGUUAGAUAUAUCAAUAAUGAGGAUAAAUAUAAUGCCAAAUAUUCAGUAUUUGUACAGAAAUAUACAUAUAUAAAUAUAUAAUAUAUGCCUAAUUUAAAUGGAACUAUUUUCCACUCUUGACCAUAUUUUUGUUGUUUAAUGUUUCUUUGUCAACAUUAUUUUAUAAGCUCUUCAGAUAGCAUGCAGGAUAGUGAAAAUGAAUGUAUUAUUUAGUGUUUCAUUGCUGGUCAGUAUUACAGCAUUCUACAGAUCAGUUUGUGUUUGUAGGAUUAAUUUAAGCUGAAUAUUUCAUUUCUAGACUUUUGUUUAUCUAUAAAUGACUUGUAAACUUUCUUUUAUAAAUGCAAGGUUUCGAAACAGUUUCAACAGUUUAUAUCAUUUUAUUAUUUCCCUGCUUAUCAAUGUGGUUCAGUAUACUUUGCCUCUUCUAAGUACUGCUAUCAACCAUCUGUUGUAAAUAAUUAUGCAAAUUAAACUUUUUGAAGAAAACAG